This is a messenger RNA of Hemiscyllium ocellatum (epaulette shark), 747 nucleotides long. RefSeq lists its product as uncharacterized. Lineage: Eukaryota; Metazoa; Chordata; Chondrichthyes; Orectolobiformes; Hemiscylliidae. The transcript has 2 exons. The record is from RefSeq and is a predicted model, not a curated record. The coding region runs from base 212 to 673 and encodes 153 amino acids.
AUUGUUUUUUUGUUUGCGUGGCUGUUAUCUUUGUAACGAGCACACGUUUGGACUUCUGAGAGUGCGGAGAUAAAAGUGAUGGAGUGAUUGCAGAGACUGAGCUCCCUGAAGAGGACAUUCAUUUCUCUGGAGCGACUGGUAUCAUAACGCCAGUGUGAGGGAGCGCGACUGAUCAGCAGCCCUGAGAAACGGAUACUUACCUGCCCAACAAAUGAGUGCCAGGAUACACAAAGAAUUGCCGCUUUCUUUGUCCUCUUGCAGUGGAAACAGGAACUUUUCUCACGCCAAUGGCACCUGCGUAACCGAAGUGGGAAAGUUAAUGUACUCCUUCUCCGCCACUGUGGUUCUUAUCGUGCUGGUGACGCUGAUCGUCGGUGUGAUUGCCGUCUCCCUGAUCACCUUUCACUUCCACAAAAGCAAGAUGAAGAAGCGGAAGAUGCAGAGGGCUCAGGAGGAGUACGAGCGCGAUCACUGCAGCCCCGUGGCGCGGAGUGGUUCCUCGCCCAAGGGAGUGGGUGUGAUGGGGAGCCCAGUUUGCCAGGCGGCUGCAGUCUCUCUGUCCCCCACACACACAGUGGACUCCUCAAGCCGCCUGGACCCAGAAGAAUCCGAAUCGGACCUUCACUGUACAGACACUGCGAGGAACCCCGUGUUCCAAUCUGUGCUUUUGUAAUGAACUACCGCCUGACUGCAGAUUACAACAAACCAUUGUGAUAAAUACUUGAACACUGCAUAGUUUCAAGAAAA